Molecule: messenger RNA, 2359 nt
Organism: Linum trigynum
Lineage: Eukaryota; Viridiplantae; Streptophyta; Magnoliopsida; Malpighiales; Linaceae
Source: the annotation of a GenBank genome assembly
CUCACGACACGAAGCAAGCAACACAUCUCAAUUUCUGCUUCAACUCGAUCUCUCUUUCGUACGUUCAGCUUUCCCCCAAUCGCCAUGGACGGUCUCAUUCCCAUGGCUUACAGAGCCCUCAAGAAAUACAACACUCGCCGCCGCUACCAAUGCCUCUCCGCCGACAACGACGCCCAAGUCACCGAGCAGCCACCCACCAAAUCGGAGAACGGCAGCAGCGGAUCAAGCCAUCACCAUCUCUACGUCUCGGCCGGAGCUUUCCUGAAGUCAUCAGAGGAUCAUCACCAGCGGUACAAGUCAUCGGCAAGCAUGAGUACGAGCUCCAUUAUGGUCGAUGCCGACGGCGGAGCUAUUCGGAAGCGGCGCUAGGGGACGGCGGGCCAACCACCGGCUGCUGUUUCGUUGUGUUACCUAAUUCCUGUUCCGCCCUGAUCGAUGUAGAUGCCGUAUGGCUGUGCAGUUAUGAUAAUCAAAUUUAUUGUGAAAUCAUAUAUUAAUUAUUGUGAUGAACAAAUUAAUUUUAAUUUUUGUUCCAAUCAUAUCAACUAAGAGUACACUCCUAAAAUCUAAUGCCAAAACCUUGAUUCCUUUUUGUUUUCUUUUUAUUUACUGUGAAUGAGAGGUAUAAAUGUAACAAGUCGUGGAAUGUAUUUUUCCCCCCUGUAAUUAGCCGUGGAAUGUAUUUUUUCCCCCUGUGGAAUAUAUUGCAUUGGUAUAGACGAGAUUUGAUAUUCAAAUUUUAUAAAUAAGAGAUGACUAGUUUGGUAUGAAUUGAUAGAGUUAUAGAUCAAUCAGGCAUUCAGGUUAUAGGUCAGUAGUGGUUUGUUCAGGUUUUGGAGUGGUAUGGUGUAGGUGAAUGAGGUUUUGGUCAAUUCGAAUUUUUGGCAAGUUGGUAUGAGUAUGGCUAGAUUUUGCUAGUUUUAGAUAUUUAGAGUGUAUGUUGGGCAAGAUGUGUUCAGAUUUUAUCACAAUCCAUGUUUGCUGCAGUUCAUCCCAAGUGGAGCUUAUAGAGAGACUUUUUUUUUGUUUUGGGUGAAAGCUUAUACCGAGAAUUUGAUAAUGGGUUUGUGAAACUUAAAGAAGUGCAGAGAUGGGAAGGUCUAUGAUUCUUUCCAAAUCUCCAGGGAUUACAUAGACAUUCUGACUUGCACUGUGGAUAGUUAUUAAAAUCAUAUCAAUUAAUUCGACUAAGAACCUCGAUCUGAAUCCUAUAUUCAAUUCGGAUAACUCUAAAUCGACUCAUAAACUAGUUCGACGGUCUAAUACAAGCAAUUAACUGUUGAAACCGGCCGCCACAAAUAACUAGUUUGCGGCCAAAUGUUUUUGCACGUAUAAAACUCCUAUUACUAAGAUUUGAAUCUUGGUUGUUCAAGUGGUAAGUACUAUGACCAACUAAACUACAUAUAAUGUAUUUGUUACAAUUUCUUUAAUUAAAUGUUAGAAAUUUUUCAGUGCUCGAUAUAUAUAUAUAUAUUUGUCUUUUUUAUUAUUUAAGUUCGAUGUUAAUAACUAAUUUACUUGAAGUCAUUUAUAUCUUAUAAAAGAGACUGAUCUUGAAAUCAGAACUUAAGUAAUACUCAUUUGAGUACUGAAUAUUAAUAUGACGAAUAACAAUAAUAUUUCUCUUUGCGACUCCGUUUUUUUUUACAAAAGAUAAUCAUAUAUUGAUAUGAAAAAAAUAGAUCAUUACAUCAUGUGGUUCAGCCAGGCCACAAAAUCAAAUGAACUACACGCUAUCGGGUAAAAGAAAGGGCCUUUCAAACCAAGUGAGCUACCCUAUUAUUAAGCCGACCUAUGAAUCGAACACUAAACCCCACAUGCUCAGCCAAAUAUCGUAGAACCUCAUGGAGAUGUACCUGCUCUGCUAUCAUGCUCUUGAGUUUGAUUAAGCCUAUCGAUAACCACCUACGCAUCUCCCUCAAACCUCACCAUCGAAAAACCCUUUUGAAUGCACCACAUAAUUGCUUCUUGGAGAACCAAGAGCUCCACUAUCAUGGGAUCAUCCAUCCCCGGGAAAUGGACUGCUGCAGCAGAGAUGACCUCCCCCCUUGGUUCACGAGUAUCAUCCCCCCAGCCGAAUGUGACCCACGCCUCGUCGCCCCAUCCCACCUGUAGACUAUAGAACUAGGGUUGACAGGCUGCGCACCACCAGCCCCAGCCCCAGGGGUGCACACCACCUGGUCCUUAGGCAGAGAUGUCCACUCAUUCAACUGCUGAUAGUAUUGUCUCAUUAGAGCGGGGAUCCCAAACUGUUUGCCUUCAAAGACAACCUAGUUACGAGAAUUCCAAAUCCGCCAUAACACAGCCACAACCGCCAUGACUUGAUGCAGACUCUGAACAAUAACCAUAAGCUUUUUGA